This is a messenger RNA of Sesamum indicum (sesame), 3183 nucleotides long. RefSeq names its product WEB family protein At3g02930, chloroplastic. The record is from RefSeq and is a predicted model, not a curated record. NCBI's taxonomy places the organism in Eukaryota, Viridiplantae, Streptophyta, Magnoliopsida, Lamiales, Pedaliaceae. Gene Ontology annotation, biological process: reciprocal meiotic recombination.
ACAGACUGUAACAAAAGGGCAGAAAACAGAAGAGAGAGAGAGGAGCAGCAAUUGUGGUUUACUCUGGACAAGAGAGAGAGCACAUCCCCCAACUGAUUUCUUCUGUAAAUUCUUCCCCACAAUCACCUCUACUUCUCUUUGCCCUUCCAUUCUAGACUGUAAUUCAGCUGUAACGCACAGAUACAGUGUACUAUAUAUCGAAUCCGAACACACACUUACAGAGAGAGAGAGAGUGAGACGUCAGAGUGACAGACUAUCUCAGCAUUUUCGUCAAACCCCCGCAUCUUUUCUUGAGGGAAUUAUACAUAGUUUCUUUACUCAACUUCGCUGCAGAACCUAAGUUGCUGCAGAUCAUGUCUGCCAAGCCCAAAUCUGCUCUAUCUGAAACUCCAAACACUAAAGUGUCACCAGCAACUCCCCGUAUCAGCAAGUCUAGCAGGGGAGUAGCUAAACCAGAUGCCGAUUCAGCUUCUCCACUUCCCAAUGCUCGCCAUUCAGUUGAGCGGUCACCAAGAUCCGUUCCUUCGAAGCCUACUGCGGACAGGCGGUCGCCCAAACUCAGCACCCCGCCUGAUAAAAAGCCAACCCGCAUUUUGAAGCCGUCAGAACUUCAGGCCGAAUUAAAUCUAGCUCAGGAAGAUCUGAAGAAGGCCAAGGAGAAGUUGGUUUUGGUUGAGAAAGAAAAAGAAAAGGUUCUUGAUGAAUUGAAAGAAGCCCAGAAGUUGGCUGAGGAAGCAAAUGAGAAGCUCAGGGAGGCAUUGGUUGCUCAGAAGCGAGCAGAGGAAGAUUCUGAGAUUGAAAAGUUUCGAGCAGUUGAGAUGGAGCAGGCAGGCAUUGAAGCAGCGCAAAAGAAGGAAGAGGAAUGGCAGAAAGAGCUCGAAACAGUGAGGAAUCAGCAUGCUGCCGAUGUGGCUGCUCUUCUGUCCGCCACAGAGGAACUUCAGAGGGUGAAGCAAGAAUUAGCCAUGACAUGUGAUGCAAAAAACCAGGCACUAAGCCAUGCUGAAGAUGCAACAAAAAUAGCUGAGGCUCAUGUUGAAAAAGUCGAAGCUCUUUCUGCUGAGUUGGCCCACUUGAAAUCUGUGCUUGAUUCUAGAGCCGAAAUGGAGGCCAGUGAGAGCAGCAAAUUCGUGUCGGAAUUGAAAAUUGAGAUAGAUUCUCUGAGACUAGAACUUGAAAAGGCGAAAACUUUGGAGGAAAAAUUGGCAGAAAAAGAGGCUACCUUAGAGCAACUUAAUGUUGAUCUGGAGGCUGCAAAAAUGGCUGAAUCUUAUGCGCGUAAUUUAGUGGAUGAGUUGAACGAAAGGGUUGAGGAAUUAGCAUGUCAGGCUGAGCAAGCAAAGAGAUUGGAGAGAUCUGCAUCAGAAUCUCUGGAAUCUAUCAUGAAACAGCUGGAAGGAAGUAAUGAUUCAUUACAUGAUGCCGAAUGUGAGAUUGCAUUGCUUAAAGAGAAAGUGGGCUUGCUGGAAAUCUCAAUUGGAAGGCAAAAAGGGGAUUUAGAGGAGUCUGAACGUCGCCUUGAACUGGCUAAAGAAGAAGCUUCUGAAAUGGCAAAGAAAGUCGAAUCUCUUACAUUUGAGCUUGAAACUGUAAAAGAAGAGAAAGCUCAAUCUUUAAACAAUGAGAAGCUUGCAGCUACUAGUGUUCAAACUCUGUUGGAAGAAAAAAACAAUCUCAUUAACGAGUUGGGAUCUUCCAGAGAUGAAGAAGAGAAAAGCAAGAAGGCAUUGGAAAGUUUAGCAUCAGCCUUACAUGAAGUUUCCUCAGAAGCACGAGAUACCAAAGAAAAGCUAUUGUCUAUUCAAGUUGAGAAUGAAAACUAUGAAGCGCAAAUAGAAGAUCUGAAGCUGGUCCUGAAAGCAACAAAUGAGAAGUAUGAAAGCAUGCUUGAUGAUGCAAAACAAGAAAUUGAUGCUCUCACUAAGUCACUUGAACAGUCAAAGCAUGAUUACCAGAACUUGAAGGCUGAGUGGGAGCAGAAAGAGCUUGAUUUGAUGACCUCUGUGAAAAAGUCUGAAGAAGAGAACUCUUCUAUGGAAAAUGAAAUUAGCAGGCUGGUCAAUUUACUAAAAAUGGCAGAGGAAGAAGCCUGUGCAACAAGAGAGGAGGAGGAUCGUUGGAAAACUUCCUUUAAAGAAGCUGAAUCCGAGGUGAUUUAUCUAAAGGAAGUCCUCGGGGAAGCAAAGGCCGAGAGCAUGAGACUGAAAGAGGGUUUGAUGGACAGAGAAAAUGAAUUGCAGAACAUUCUUCAGGAGAAUGAGGAGCUGCGGAAAAGAGAAGCAGCUUCUCAGGAAAAGGUUGAGGAGUUAUCUAAGUUGCUUGAAGAAGCUUUGGCUAAGAAGCAAGUAGAGGAAAAUGGUGAGCUGACAGAUAGUGAAAAAGAUUAUGACAUGCUCCCAAAGGUGGUGGAGUUUUCUGAACAAAAUGGCACGGGAGAUGUGAAGCCUAAGGUGGAGCCCCAAUCUCAACAGAGGGAGCUACCUCCACCUGUAAAGAACCUAGUCGAAGUUAAUGAUGUUUCAAGUGAUGAAUCCGUUCAGAGAGCCUCUGAGGUGGAGACUUCUAAUGGUGAACUGAAAGAUAAUGACAAAGAAAAGGACAAUCAGGAUUCUACAGAAGUUGAUCUUAAAAUGUGGGAAAGCUGCAAGAUCGAAGAAAAAGACUUCUCUCCUGAAGGAGAGCCGGAGCAGGAAUCUUUUGAGGAUGAAUUGGACACAAAAGCUGAGGGUGUGGAAAGCUAUGACCAUGUGAACGGGCUUUCCAAUGUCGACAAUGGCGGAAGCUCUCCAUCAAAGCAGCAGAGUCAGAAGAAGAAGAAACCUUUGCUUCGUAAGUUCGGAAACCUGCUGAAGAAGAAGGGCACGACCAACCAGAAGUAAUAUGUCAUCUAUGUACACCGUUUCUGCUGGCCUUACCUUAGGAGGUAUACUGGAUUUUAUAUUGCAAUUGAGUAUGUUUUGUCAAUGCUUUUUGCUUCAAUUCUUUCUUCUUUUUCCUUUUGUCAUAUUCACCUCUCAUACGGGUCUGAAUAUGAAAGGCUUGUAUCAUCUUUAGAAUAUUUUUUCUCCCCCUAACUGUCUCACCAUGUGAUUAGCCAUGAGUUCGGAGUGUGUAUGAGUUUAUUUUGUAAACUUGUUUUUUUAUCCAAAACUCAUUAAAAAAAAGAAUCCUUCUCUUUUAAUA